Molecule: messenger RNA, 5184 nt
Organism: Erinaceus europaeus (western European hedgehog)
Lineage: Eukaryota; Metazoa; Chordata; Mammalia; Eulipotyphla; Erinaceidae
Product: rho GTPase-activating protein 29
Exons: 23
Coding region: 220-3984 (1254 amino acids)
Biological process (GO): signal transduction; activation of GTPase activity
Cellular component (GO): cytoplasm
Molecular function (GO): GTPase activator activity
Source: RefSeq, a predicted model, not a curated record
AGGCCGGGGGCGGCGCCGCCGUGGCCAGCGCGGCCGUGGCGGUAGCUGCUGGGGCCGCGGCGGUGGCUCGGCCGGGAGUCUGUGGGUGUGGGGGAUGGGGGCGACGAGCUCCAGCCCUCGUCCGCGGCGGCGGUGGCCGUGAGUGCGGGGCGCGCGUCUGCUCCGAGAUGCGGGAUGGAGCGCAGCGGCAUUCUAUAUUUCUGACAGUUCAGUCAAAGGAUGCUUGCUCAUAAAAAGAAAAAAGCCAAGAAAAAGCAUGUUUUGGCAUCAGGCCAACUCUCUACUGAUAACAACUCUAAAAUGGGAGACGGCCCAAUAAAUACAACCUUCAUUUUUGAUCCGAAUUACAUCAAGGAAUUAAUUCAUGAUGUUAGAGCACUGUCCAGUAUGCUGUUAUGUUUAAAAGACGCUAUUGUUUCAGAAUGUUUUAAAGAAAUCACAUACAUACGUCUGGACGAUCUGCUUCGAAGUUUAAAAUGUGUCAUAAAUAAACACCAGGCACUUAAUUCAGUUGAUCUCCAGAAUGCUGCAAAAAUGCUUACUGAAAAAGUGAAAGCUGUGAACUUCACUGAAGUUAAUGAAGAAAACAAGAAUGAUCUCUUCGGAGAAGUAUUUUCUUCUGUGGAAAAAUUGGCAUUAACAUUAGGAAAUAAUCUUACAAACCUACUUAUGGGAGACAUAACUAAUGGUUCAAUGAUACAACAGACUAUUUCUCAGGAAAGUAAGACUUUUGAAAAUAUUUCUAUGGAAUCAAUGGAUUCACAUAUUGAAAAAGGAAAUUUUUCUCCAUUAGAACUAGAAAAUAUUCUUUUAAAGAACACUGACUCUGUAGAAUUGGCUUUGACAUAUGCAAAGACAUGGUCAAAAUAUACCAAGAACAUAAUUUCAUGGGUUGAAAAGAAACUUAACUUGGAAUUUGAGUCCAUGAGAAAUCUUGUUAAGUUAGCUGAAACAACUAGGUCAAGUAUUGAACUACAAGAAUUUAUGCCACUACGUGUUCUGUUUACCAAUGCUCUUCUUAAUGAUGUCGAAAAUAGUCAACAUGUACAGCGAGCUAUUGAAUCUCUGCAGACUAACAAAUUUGUGCAGCCUCUACUUGGUAGGAAAAAUGAAAUGGAGAAACAAAGAAAAACUUUCAAAGAGCUCUGGAAGCAAGAACAACAUAAAAUGCUUGAAUCAGAGACUGCUCUUAAAAAAGCAAAAUUACUAUGCAUGCAGCGGCAGGAGGAAUAUGAAAAAGCAAAGUCUUCCAUGUUUCGUGCAGAAGAGGAGCAUUUAUAUUCGAGUGGUGGUGGAUUAAAAAGUAUCAACAAACAGUUAGAAAAAAAGCGAAGAUUGGAAGAGGAAGCAUUACAGAAGGUCGAAGAGGCAAACGACCUAUACAAAGUUUGUAUGACCAGUGUUGAAGAUAGACGAAAUGACCUAGAAAAUACCAAGAGAGAAAUUUUAACACAACUUCAAAAAAUUAUUUAUCAAUGUGAUUUGACUCUUAAGGCUGUUACUGUUAACUUCUUUCAAAUACAACAACAACAGGCUGCCUCACUUGCGAGCCAGAUGCAGUCUUUUUUCUGUAAUGCAAAACAAUAUGAUCCAGGAAGAGAAUAUAAUGACUUUAUUGUUACUACAAAUUCAGCUGAAGAAAAAACAUUUAUUAGGAAUGUAAACAAACAAUUAACAGAUAGUUCUUGCACAUCUGGAUAUCAACCCAGUAAUUCUUUAGAAGGUGUUAUGCAUCUUCCAGACACAUCUAAGGUUGAGGAUGACAACUGUACAGAUGCAACAGGCACUUCUUUUAUAAGAUCAUGGACAUUGGGAAUUGUGAGUGACUCUGAAAGUACUGGAGGGAGCAGCGAGUCACGAUCUCUCGAUUCAGAAUCUAUAAGUCCAGGAGACUUUCAUCGAAAACUUCCACGUACUCCAUCCAGUGGAACAAUGUCCUCAGCUGAAGAUUUAGAUGAUAGAGAAAUACCUUCCCCUUCAGAAGCUGGACCCAAUUCCUUGGGGCUAUUUAAGAAGACAUUGAUGUCAAAGGCCGCUCUUACUCAUAAGUUUCGUAAAUUGAGAUCCCCUUCAAAAUGCAGAGAUUGCGAAGGCAUUGUUGUAUUUCAAGGCCUUGAGUGUGAAGAGUGUCUUUUGGGAUGUCAUAAGAAGUGCUUGGAAAAUUUGGUAAUAAUUUGUGGACAUCAGAAACUACUUGGUAAAAUACACCUGUUUGGAGCAGAAUUCACAUCAUUUGCCAAAAAAGAACCAGAUGGCAUUCCUUUUGUGUUGAAACUAUGUAUAUCAGAAAUUGAAAACAAAGCUUUAUGCUUACAGGGAAUCUAUCGUAUUAGUGGAAACAAAGCACGGAUGGAUAAACUCUGCCAAGCACUGGAAAAUGGGCAUCAUCAUGUUGAUUUAAGUGAAUUUAGUUCACAUGACAUCUCUGAUGUCUUAAAACUUUACCUUCGACAGCUUCCAGAGCCAUUUAUUUUGUUUCGACUGUAUAAUGAAUUUAUAGCUCUUGCAAAAGAGAUACAACUUGUCAAUGAAGAUCAAGAGACCAAAAAGGAUGAUACUGAGGAAAAAAAGAAAGCACAUAAUAGUGUAGAAAUAAACCGAAUUCUUGUAAAAAGCAAAGACCUUCUUCGGCAGUUACCGGUGUUAAAUUUCAAUAGCUUUCAUUUCCUCAUAUUGCACCUUAAGCGGGUAGUGGAUCAUAGCGACAAAAACAAAAUGGAUUCUAAAAAUUUGGGGCUUAUUUUUGGUCCAACACUCAUUAGACCUCGGCCCUCUACUGCACCCAUAACCUACUCUACAAUAGCUGAAUUUUCAAAGCAAGCUCAGUUGAUAGAGUUUAUCAUAACAUAUUCGAAGAAAAUCUUUGAUGGAAUCCUACAGUCACAAGAAGUACGUUAUACUGAUACCGGAUAUAAUCCAAAGCAAUUGUUACCACCAGAUUCAAGAGACUCGGAAAAAUCCAUGAAUUCCCUCUAUUUGUCUACAAAGGAAGACAUUCAGACUACUGAUAAUGAAGGCAGAUUUUCUGAUUCACUUACGUCAUUUCAGAAUUCAGAAGUCCAAAAUACAUUUGGAAAAUGUGAUACCUGUCAUACUGAUAAGAAAAUGAACUUGCCAGUAGAUCAAGAACUUGAAUCUGUACCAGCAAAAAUGGAAAUCAUAUGUAAAACCUCAGAAGAGUCUCCUUUGAAGUUUGAUAGUAGCCGAGACAGUGUUGGGAGGCGCACUCCACGAUCCACAAAUAGACCUGUAAGUUUGCCUGUAGAUAGAGUACUACUGCUUGCCAGCCCUCCUAAGGAGACAAAUGGAAGAAAUAUGGCAAAGGUAAACUCAGACAAGUUUGGCAGGAAUCCUGCAUUGGACGGAAUUAAUAGAAAAGACACCACUACUAUUGUUUGUUCCAAAUUUGAUGACUUUGCCCUGCCAACUAUACAAAAAACUCGAGAGAAGGAGUGUGAACAAGGUGACCCAGCUGCCAAGACUGCAGUGGCUGUGUCCAGUGCACUCCAUGAAAGAGGAGUGAUGAGCAUCAGGGUCAGUGGGGACCCCCCAGCCAGUGCCACCCUGCACAGUAAGCCACACACAGAACCAGUCAGGUCUGGAAGACAAGUGUCUGAGAGACGAUCCUCUGACUCUUGUCCUCUGGCCCCUGUCAGAGCUCCCAGAACACUGCAGCCUCAGCACUGGACAACAUUUUACAAACCACAUGCUCCCACUGGUGGUGUGAGGGGUGGGGGAGAGAAACUUGUAACACCCUCCACAGCAGUGCCUGUUGGCACAAAUUGUGCUCCCCAAGGGUUGGUUUGGAGCCCUGUUUCAGACUCAGAAAAUGCUUGUGCACGUCCUGUGCAUCAGAUCAGUAAACCUAAAGAGAACUCAGAGGAGCAUGUCUUGCCUGAUAUGCAUCCAACCUGUCAGAGACCGAGGCUAAAACGAAUGCAACAGUUUGAAGACCUUGAAGAUGAAAUCCCACAGUUUGUGUAGGCUUCUCAGAUUCGGGCUGUUGUUGUUGUUAUUGUUGUUUGUUUGUUUUGUGGUGUUUGUUGUUUUAUGAAGCAUCAUUAUGACAGGGCCCUAUCUGUGUAGGACUGUGAAAUCAUGGGUUUUGCUUUUGUUGUUGUAUUGUGUUUUACUGUUUUGUUUAUAUCAUCAUACCAUGUUGAUUAUAUGGUAGAAUGUUUUGAUAGGUCCACAUUUGUUCUUCACUGGAAUUGUCUUUAUAUCUGUAUUUUUGUAGUUAUGAAUAUGUAUGUGGACUUUUUUUUAAAAGUUCAGUUGAUUUUCCUUAUAGGAUGGUUCAUUGAAAUACAUGCCUAAUAUAUAAUAUAUUCUCAACAAGUAGGUGCAAUUGGGAAGUCAGUUCAUUUUUGAAGUGAAAACUAAGUGCUUAUUUAUAAAAGGAAUAUUUUGAAUGCAGGUGCCUGAGAGAUCUUUGUUUAGUAUGGUUGCCUCUUUCACACAGUUUUAUAAUGCAUCUUUUAAAUGUGGGUUUUUUUAUGCUAUAUAUGUAUUCUUUUUAUUUUUCAAUUGGCAACUCAUUUUUUCUAAUAUUCACACAAUGGCCAAAAAGGCUUGCUAACUGGUAUGUGAACAUAGUUUAAUUAAUUGCCAAUUUUACAUGUUUCAAAUCCAUUAAUUGUAGAAAGAAAGUACACUUUAACCUGUUUCUAAGUUACAUAUUUCAGUUGUCGUACAUGACUUUAAUUUUGUUAAUAAAUUUAUAGUAUUUUGGCCCUUGGCUUUAUUCUUCUGCAUAAAGCUUUGUUGUUUCACAGUUCUGAACUUCUUGCUAUUUUAUGUAAUGGUUCAAAAAGGUAUUUAAAUUAAGUGCAUUUCCUGUUGGUAUUUCUGGCUUCAGUGCUUCCUCUAAAGUGUGCUUUGUUUUGUUUUGUUUUGUUUUCCAUGUAGGAAUAUUUUUAUAUACAUUUUCUACCUGAAGUUUUACCACUGACAAUGCGUGUUUUAUCUAAAAUCUUGCAAUAUUCAUUUACUGAUUCUAUGUAUAUAACUCAGUAACUCCCAUUGUUUGGAAUUUAAGGGAUGGUGUAGAUAUUUGGCUUCAUUUCAUUUGUAAAAAUCCCCAUUUAAUUUUUUAGAAAUAAUGCAUUUCAUUCAUCCUGAGUUGAGUCAUUUUGCCUAACAUAGGUUAUAAAAUGACGAAAAUAAUAAAGUAGCUCCUUUUUA